This is a messenger RNA of Peronospora farinosa, 1389 nucleotides long. The record is from the annotation of a GenBank genome assembly. NCBI's taxonomy places the organism in Eukaryota, Oomycota, Peronosporomycetes, Peronosporales, Peronosporaceae.
AUGAACCCAUUGAAAAGAAACCCCAUUAUUUCAAUUCAGUAUGGCACCGGGUUGUUUCAGUCGGAAAACGUCGCUAGGAAGAGCUGCAUGGCGUUAAACCAGGAGUGUCACAUCUGCCUGGAGGAGCUACGUCGUGAUUUGGUAGCUUCACCAUGCGGUCACGUCUUCCACCAUGUCUGUAUCCUACAAGCGCUCCAGGUCAAAUCACAGUGCCCCAUCUGUCGACGCCGCACGGAUGACGCCGACCUCGUCACACUUUACUUUGAUGUGCCGAGCGUUAAUGAAGCAUCUAAUGGCAGUGAGACGCAAGAUCUUCCUCCGUUACAGGCUUCGGGUGAAAUUAAUUCGCUUAGUUCACGCGUCAACAUGCUCAUGGAGCGCAUCCAGUGGCAGAACAAGCAGCAGGAGCGACUUGUUGAUGAACUGCGACGUCUACGGAAUCAGAGCGAGCAAUUAAUAAUGGACAAAAACACACUGGCUCAUCGUGUUGGGUCUUUGCAAGCUACAAAAACGGAUCUACUGAAUAAAAUAGCGAGAUACCAGAUAGAACUUACACGUCAAACGGAAGCUGCUCGUAGAGUGAGUGUGAAUCAGAGCAUUAUCAACUAUUUGGAGACAUGUGACGCAUCCGCAAUGGAAGAGGAGAUACAGAAUCCAAGAGAACUUAUUAUGGCACUGAAGAAAGCGUGCAAGUUUCGUCAUGAUCAGUAUCAAAAGGUGGUAAAGGAGAAAAUGCGACUAAAGGAGAUGCUGAACAAUUCACUGACUCAAACUACACAGCAUCAGGCAUCAGGCAAUGCAAGGGUGUUCAAGACAAAAGUUCGCACUGCAUCUACUACGUCUGAGACCAAACGUGAGUAUUCGACACCAACAGCGUUUGAAACGGGCGUUCAGCCCCAGGUUAUGGAGACAAAGAAGCGGAAAAUUGACUCGUCGUCGGUGACACCAAAUUUGAUGCCUUUUUACGAGCAGCAGAGCAACGACGCUGGCGUAGGAUUUACCCCACGUUUAGAUUUGGCGGGCUUUUGCUCGAAUGCUUACUCGGACGUGCCGAUCCGUCCGCCUUCGAACCCAAGGCAAACGUUUGGACGCAGCAACUUUAGCUCAAACCAGUACGGAGCGUUUGGUUUGAUGCCGUCAGGUCAAACUCCGGUGCAAAUGACGACAUCACAGGCUACUGUGUGCCGUCGUGGCUACGAUGAAACUGGUAAGCUUACCAACUUUUUCCUUCCAAAGGAGGAUGAUUUGAGGUCCAUGCCUCGGAAAAAGACGAUUCCGAGCAUGCAAAAUCUGCUGAACUCAGAGCCAAGAAAUUCAGGUCAGCAACAGCGCGUGACAAACAACGAUCGACAGGAGUACGCACUAACGAACUGGCUGCGCAAUAACUAA